This is a messenger RNA of Anguilla rostrata (American eel), 2838 nucleotides long. Its product is annotated as PR domain zinc finger protein 12-like. The record is from RefSeq and is a predicted model, not a curated record. Gene Ontology annotation, molecular function: histone methyltransferase binding. Gene Ontology annotation, cellular component: nucleus. Gene Ontology annotation, biological process: regulation of gene expression; neurogenesis. Lineage: Eukaryota; Metazoa; Chordata; Actinopteri; Anguilliformes; Anguillidae. The coding region runs from base 454 to 1617 and encodes 387 amino acids. The transcript has 5 exons.
GCUUGGUUCAUUUGAACGCCCACUUCGCUCUCUUCGUUUCCCCUCCUUCUCCGCAGUUUCCCUGCCCAAUGGCGUGUCUACUCAUUUAAGACUGCUCCUUUUGCAUGGCCAAGCAAGGGGAGGGUCAUCAAUAAAUAAUUGGAGAGGGGUCAAACAACCACUUAUAAGGAGAGCCGAGAAUUGGAAAGGACGGAACAUUUCAAACCUCGUCGUGCAUGCUAAGGAGGACUAUCGUUUUGGCAAAAUUAUAGGCUAGCCUACAGAUCGGCAGUAUUUUAUUUGAACUUUCCUUUGACCCUUAACGGACUUCACGCUGAUUCAACGCCAACAUUUUAUUAUUAUUAUUAUUAUUAUUAUUAUUAUUAUUAUUCGGCUAUUAUUAUUAUUAUUAUUAUUAUUAUUAUUAUUAUUAAUAAUAAUAAUAUUACGGUUAUUUUUGAAAUUGAUGGUGCCAUGGGUACGGUGUUGCCCGCGGAAUCUCUGGCACUGAUGUCUGCAUUUAAAGCGCCAGGUAUUUCACUCUCCGAAACCAUUACGUCAGAUAUUCUGCACAGCUUCCUGUACGGCCGCUGGAGGAACCUGCUGGGGGAACACUUCGAGUUAAAACGCGACGCCGCCAGUCCCAAAACCGCCUUCACCGCGGAGGUCCUCGCGCAGCCUUUCCCAGGAGAAGUGCAGAAGCUCUCGAGCCUGGUCCUGCCCAGCGAGGUGAUCAUCGCGCAGAGCUCCAUCCCCGGCGAGGGACUCGGGAUAUUCUCCAAGACCUGGAUCAAGGCCGGCACGGAGAUGGGACCUUUCACGGGCAGAGUCAUAUCCCCCCAGCACGUGGACCUCUUCAGGAACAACAACCUAAUGUGGGAGGUGUUCAACUCGGACGGAACCGUGCGCUACUUCAUCGACGCGAGCCAGGCGGAUCACCGCAGCUGGAUGACCUACAUUAAAUGCGCGCGCACCGAGCAGGAGCAGAACCUGGAAGUGGUGCAGAUCGGCAGUAGCAUCUUCUACAAAGCAGUGGAGACUAUCCCCCCAGACCAGGAGCUCCUGGUGUGGUAUGGGAACUCUUACAACACUUUCCUGGGGAUCCCGGGAGUGCCUGCAACCAAGGAGGAGCAGCAGAAGAAGAACAGGAGCGAUGACUCCCAUUUGAGGGACGGCUGUCCAUCUUCCUCGCCCUCCUCCUCCUCCUCGUCCUCGUCCUCGCCCUCCUCCUCCUCCUCCUCGUCCUCGUCGGCCCCCGCCGCGCGGAUGCGCUGCGUCAUCUGCCGCCGCGGCUUCAACUCGCGCAGCAACCUGCGCUCGCACAUGCGCAUCCACACGCUGGACAAGCCCUUCUGCUGCCGCUACUGCGAGCGCCGCUUCAGCCAGUCCUCCACGCUGCGCAACCACGUGCGCCUGCACACGGGCGAGCGGCCCUACCGCUGCCACGCCUGCCACAGCGCCUACUCCCAGCUGGCCGGGCUGCGCGCGCACCAGAAGAGCGCCCGCCACCAGCCGGGGGUCGCCGCCGCCGCUGCCGCUGCCACGGCGACCACCCUCCCCCCCCCGCCCGCCCUGCAGGUGGCCCUGCUGCCCCACCCUGGCUCGCUGACCCGACACCUGACGGGCGGAGCGCUCUGACAAACGCACACACGCACAUACUGUGAACACGCACACACACGUAGACACUGUGAACACACACUAUAAACACACACUGUGAACACACACACAAUGUAAACACACACAUGCACACACUGUAAACACACACACAUGCACUCUAAACACACAUAUGCACGUGCGCGCACACACACACACACACACUGUAAGCACACACACAUGCACUGUAAACACACAUAUAUACGUGCGCACACACACGCACAGACAGCUUCACUGCACUUUACCAAUGCUUGCAUUUCACUGGUACCUUCUCAUGGUGUCUGAGCUGCCUAACUGUGCCACAGACAUAGAGCACUGGCUAAUUCUGUUAGCCAGCCACUGGUUUUGCCUGGAACUCAGCUAAGGAUUUGGAAUGUGAAGCACAUUCUAAGAAAAAUGGAAUCUGUUCUAUAUUUCAACACUGUUUGAGAGGGUGGACAUUAGAGAGGAUAUUGUGGUUUUAAUGGAAAAUUAUUCUCAAGAUCUACCUGGUGCGUAUAAAUAUAAAUUUUCACGGUAUUGUCAUUAUUUUUAAGGAGACAGAACAGAACUGCCUUAUACACACACGGCCCUAGUUUUUAAACUCAAAGAGUAUAGACAAAAUCAUUUGUUGUGCAUGUUAAUUAUAUUUUUGAGGUAAACAUUUUUUGAUUUAAUAUUUGAACAGUGCAUGAUAAAAAAUAUUUGAUUUGAAGAUUAAUUCAGACCCAUAUAAUACAAACGGUCCCUCCCAUGUAUGACCCUGGGAGACAUAAACCAUAAAAGUGGGCUUUCUUCCUGUAUGUACUGGUACUUAAACGCCUUUUCCAUAAAAUUAUCCGGAAUGUUCGUGAAAAUAUAACGCCGAGAUACAUUCGGUUUAUGGUCCAGGUCUAUUUGAUAUUGUUCAAAUGUGAGUCCUUGGCAAAACUUUUUUUUUUUAACCUAUUUUAUGGGAUUCCUCUUGUUUCGUCUGACGAGAGCUCCCCAUGAGUCUUCACGGUGUUACUACAGGCCUGUCAGUUCAAAGGAAGGAAACAACGUUAUUUUAGAAAACGUAAAACGAUAAACAGUCAUGUUUCUAUCUUCAGUUGUGUUCUUCUACGAAUUAUGAAAAGUAAGUAUGUACAUAUGUGUAAAAUUAUUUCCAAGAUGUUAUUAUAUAUUAUUAACAGUAUAUUAUGUUUACACUUGUAAAUAAUGUUGUACUUUAAAAUGUAUAACAAA